This is a messenger RNA of Sphaeramia orbicularis (orbiculate cardinalfish), 3588 nucleotides long. It is a transcript of the gene mgrn1b, whose product is annotated as mahogunin, ring finger 1b. Gene Ontology annotation, biological process: negative regulation of G protein-coupled receptor signaling pathway; protein ubiquitination; endosome to lysosome transport. Gene Ontology annotation, cellular component: nucleus; plasma membrane; cytoplasm. Lineage: Eukaryota; Metazoa; Chordata; Actinopteri; Kurtiformes; Apogonidae. Gene Ontology annotation, molecular function: ubiquitin protein ligase activity. The transcript is spliced from 16 exons. The record is from RefSeq and is a predicted model, not a curated record. Bases 274 to 1923 code for a protein of 549 amino acids.
UCAGAUUGCUCCCCUGCUACGUUAGCUCAGCUCUGGCAAAACAACAGCUCGCAUUAAUUUGUUUCCUGUUAGCAUUAGCAUUCGCUGCGUAAUCACCGAUUAACUGAUCGUGUAAAAUGUUAGAUUAACGACAGCGAUCAUUUGUGGUUACUAGUUUUCCCGUUUUGGCGUUAGGGGACGCCAGAGGCAGUGCUAAUCGGAGCUGCCGAUCCGCUCUUAGCUGCCAGGCUGCCAGCUAACUGUAGCUAACGUUGGCCAUCCAGCUUCAGAAAGAUGGGGUCCAUCCUGAGUCGCAGAAUUGCUGGUGUUGAAGAUAUCGAUAUCCAGGCUAACUCGGCCUAUCGGUUUCCACCGAAAUCUGGCAAUUAUUUUGCCAGCCACUUCUUUAUGGGAGGAGAAAAAUUUGACACACCCCACCCAGAGGGAUAUCUUUUUGGAGAAAAUAUGGACCUGAAUUUCCUUGGAAAUAGGCCAGUGCAGUUUCCAUAUGUAACUCCUGCACCUCAUGAGCCUGUUAAAACCCUUAGGAGUCUUGUCAACAUUAGAAAGGACUCUUUGCGUUUGGUCAGGUAUAAAGAUGACUCUGACACACCUGUGGAGGAAGGAGGAAAACCCAAAGUUCAGUACGGUGUAGAGUUCACCUUUGACGCUGAUGCUCGGGUGGCCAUCACUCUGUACUGUCAGGCAUUUGAGGAAUUCUCCAACGGGAUGGCAGUGUAUAGCCCCAAGGAUCCAACUAUGGUCUCAGAAACUGUGCAUUACAAGAGAGGGGUGAGCCAGCAGUUCUCCAUGCCCUGUUUCAAAAUUGAUUUCAGCGAGUGGAAAGAGGAGGAUCUUAACUUUGACCUCGAUCGAGGAGUGUUUCCCAUGGUAAUCCAAGCUGUGGUAGACGAAGGGGAUGAUUGUCUGGGACAUGCUCAUGUACUAUUGGCAGCAUUUGAAAGACAUGUUGAUGGCAGCUUCUCUGUCAAGCCACUGAAGCAGAAACAAAUUGUGGACCGUGUUAGCUACCUCUUACAAGAGAUCUAUGGGAUUGAGAACAAAAACAACCAAGAAACCAAGCCGUCUGAUGAUGAGAACAGCGAUAACAGCAACGAAUGUGUCGUCUGUCUGUCUGACCUUCGAGACACACUCAUCCUGCCCUGCAGACAUCUGUGUCUUUGUAACUCUUGUGCAGACACUCUGCGUUACCAGGCCAACAACUGUCCGAUCUGCAGGCUACCCUUCAGAGCUUUGCUGCAGAUCAGAGCUGUGAGGAAAAAGCCUGGAGCUCUGUCCCCUGUGUCCUUCAGCCCUGUUCUGGCUCAGACUAUGGACCACGAUGAGCACUCGAGCUCCGACUCGGUUCCUCCUGGCUUUGAACCCAUUUCGCUGUUGGAGGCUCUGAACGGGCUGCGGUCAGUGUCUCCUGCCAUCCCAUCUGCCCCUCUGUAUGAUGAAAUCAACUUCUCGGGAGGUCUGGGAGGGGACAGCAGGCAGCUGAGCUCCCCAGAGCAUUUAAGUGACGGAAGUCUGCAGAAAGGCAAAGUCAGCAAGUCACCGGAUAGCACCCUCCGGUCUCCGUCCUCUCCGAUCCAGGAGGAGGAUGAGGAGAAGCUGUCAGAGAUGUCGGACGCUCAGCCACAUACGCUGCUGUCCAGCAGCCCUGCUCCCACAGACGCCACUGCGACCGAGGAUGUGGCAGAGUCUCUGUCUCCAGAUGACGAGGAUCGGAUGCAUGCUGGAGGAGACAUCCUUCAGGACUGCAGCAGUGAACACAGCAGCUUGACCAAAACAGAGAGUGACCCACCAGGUGACCUGUCACUGCCAGGGUCAUCGGAGUCAACGGAAAGCCUGAAAAGUCAGAGCACAAACUGCUCCAGCCAACCUCUCCUGUGUCCCACGAGCAGCCUUCACAUGGAAGACGAACACCUCAACCCCUGACUCUGAUCCAGACUUUCCCUCCCAUCCAUCUGAACACAGUUAACGCUUUACAAAGAUCAUCUCUCUUAUCUUGUCUCCUCCAGCCCAGGAUUCUGCUUCUGCGAUCAGAGCAGAAGACAGCCCUGAAAGGACACAGAUGGACUGGGUUUAUUUCACCAAUGUCUCUGACGUUAGUAACGAAAUUUGACUCCUGCAUUGAUCUGCUUGACACUUUACUUUAUGACUGAAAAAAAAAACCUACCUAAAAACCUUUCAUUAACUGUCAGAUGGUGUGCAGUUGUGUGUCUUGGCGAGAGUCGUGGUUUAGUAACAUGGAGUCCAGAGACAUUUCACUACCUGUCACGGUGGUGCUUUUAAGCACACUUACUUAAAUUAACUCUAUCCUUUGCGUGACACUAAAUUCAGAAGAAUUUCUAAACGCAUCUUAUGUUGUAUACACCAGUUAAACACAUUAAAUGAUGAAGUGAGAAGUUUUUGUCAGUCAGAUUAAUUUGGAUGAUCAAAAAUUUUAAAACAUUACUUACGUAUUUGUGUCCAUUUGAAGUGAUUUUGCACUCCGACAGCAUUGUUUAUAAUCCAUUCCAUAUAGCAAGACUUUAUGAUGAUUACUUCUCUGCGGUCUUAAGCAUUUUCAUGUCAUUUUUAUUUCAAAUGAUGUGAUAUCUAUGUAUCAUAACUGUACUAAAAUCCUGUGUAGUUACUUGCAAAAUUGUAUAAUUGCAUAUUAUAUAAACAAAAAAAAUCCUCAUUUAAUUAAUGGAACUAAAUCCAGUUAACACGCACAUGUUAUUUAAGACUGAUAAUCAGUAAGAGCUACACAUUCACAUCCUAACAGCUGAACUCAAAGAUAGCUAAAGCCUGCAACAAGCAUAGAUGCUACAGCUACAUGUUUGCCGACUCAGUAUGGCACAGUACAUGUGCUCGUCAUAGAUGUGGCAGAUCUCUGUAUAGUCUCUUUGUGGCAAUGCAAGUGUCUGCUUAUGUGAUGUAGCUGCAAAAUAUAUAUAUAUAUAUAUAUGUAUGUGUAGCGUCAUGCAUUUAGAUCUAUGUGCCUUCAACUGAUACGGCCGCCUGCUUGUUGCAUUGGACGUUAGUGUUCUUCUAAAUGCUACAAUAUACACUAUUCAGCCCGUAGACAGGAUUUUUGAUGCUUAUGUACAGAGCCUUUUUUUCUAUCGCAAACCUCAUGCUAUUGGAAUAAUGUAUCAUGUUAUUGUUAAUGAGCAAUAUUAAAUUUUACUGUCCAUUUAUCAUGUUAUGGCCAUGUAUCGAUUAUGCAUUUAUUCUUAGUAUUUAGUUCAAGUGGAUUCUCUUUAAUGUACGUUUGAUUGAAAGGAGCACAUCCGAUGCAAUAGAUGCAAACACUGCAUUUUAUUUGUCGGGCUAGCAUUUGCAUGUGAAUUUGUAGAGGCUUAAACCUCUCAUUGCUUUAAAGUACAAAAAAAAAAAAACAAAGUGGUUAUUUUGUCUUUUCCCCCCUCCUCUUCUGUGCCAUUUCAACUUGACACUGUGCCUUCCUGUUCCUGUUCUGACCACUAUUGACCUGGUAUCCAGGAUAACUCCACAGUAGGUGGUUUGUGGCGCUCUGUAAAAUCAAUGCCUGUCUCUCCUCGUGUGUAUAGCAGCAUGUGUAUAACAAUAAAGAACAAAGAUUCAGUAGUACAA